CUCUAUCUCUCACUCUCACUCUCUCUCUCACUUCCAGCUAAAGUUGCUCAGCAGAAGUUUGAUGCCACCCUGAUGCACGCAGUGCCAGCGAUGGCAGCUCAGGACAGGAUGGUGGAUGACGGCAGUGGCCAAACUGAGGUUUGGAGGAUUGAGAACCUGGAGCUGACGCCGGUGGAGCCCGAGAAGUGCGGCUUUUUCUACGGAGGCGACUGUUACCUGGUCCUGUACACGUACCUGGUCAACAGGAGGGAGCGCUUCAUCCUGUACAUCUGGCAGGGCCGGCACGCCACCCAAGACGAGGUGACGGCCUCAGCGUUGCAGGCGGUGAGGGUGGACGGGGAGCACCGGGGGGAGCCGGUGCAGGUCAGGGUCACUAUGGGCCGAGAACCGAAGCACUUCAUGGCCAUCUUCAAGGGGAAGAUAAUCAUCUUCGAGGGCGGCUCGUCAAGGAGGGGGAGCACUCAGCCCGAGCCCCCAGUGAGGCUGGUUCAGGUUCACGGUUCAGAGACGUUCAACACCAAAGCCAUCGAGGUCGCAGCCUACAGCUCGUCCCUCAACUCCAACGAUGUCUUCCUCCUGAAGACCGAGAGCAGCUGCUAUCUGUGGUGUGGGAAGGGAUCCAGUGGGGAUGAACGGGAAAUGGCGAAAGAAGUUGCGGGAAUCAUCCCGGAAGGAGAACCCAUCAUCGUGGCCGAGGGACAAGAACCGGCAAAAUUCUGGGAAGCUCUGGGCGGCAAAGCUCCCUACGCCAGUGACAAAAAGUUGCAGCAGGAGGUCCCGGAUUACCCUCCUCGGCUGUUCGAGUGCUCGGCCAACACCGGCAGGUUCAUCGUCACCGAAGUCACCAGCUUCACACAGGAGGACCUGAGUGAGGGAGAUGUGAUGCUCCUCGACACCUGGGACCAGAUAUUUUUGUGGAUCGGGAAAGAUGCGAAUAAGACAGAGAGGCAAGAAUCGCUGUCCACAGCCCAGAAAUACCUUAUUACACACCCCAGUGGUCGGGAUGUGGACACCCCCAUAAUCAUCAUCAAACAGGGCUUUGAACCUCCAACAUUCACAGGCUGGUUCGUGGCUUGGGACAUCAGCAAAUGGAGCGGAGGGAAACCGUACGAACAGCUGAAGAAUGAACAUAGAGACACUGCGAUCAUCACCCAGAUCACAGCCGACCUGAACAGGGGAAAUUCUAAAAUCGAGCUCAGCCUGUGCCAGACUUUCUCGCUCGCGAUGCUGAUCAACAAACAGCCGUACCAGCUGCCCCAGGGCGUGAACAGAGCCAGGAAAGAGCAGUCGCUGUCGGUGCAGGAUUUCAAGGCUGUGUUUGGAAUGUCACGGGAAGAGUUUGAGGCUCUGCCCAACUGGAAGCAAAUCGCCAUGAAGAAGGACAAAGCCCUAUUUUAAAAAGAUUUUAUACACACACACACGCAAAAUAGAGUCUUUAGGGUAGUUGGUUAACCUGCUAAUUGCUUCCCUGUUUUGAACAGCAUCAAAGCUUGUGGUCUAAAAGAGAUAAAUGCUGGCUUCAUAG
This is a messenger RNA of Callorhinchus milii (elephant shark), 1525 nucleotides long. RefSeq names its product advillin-like. Gene Ontology annotation, biological process: barbed-end actin filament capping; cytoskeleton organization; actin filament severing. NCBI's taxonomy places the organism in Eukaryota, Metazoa, Chordata, Chondrichthyes, Chimaeriformes, Callorhinchidae. Gene Ontology annotation, cellular component: actin cytoskeleton; cytoplasm. Gene Ontology annotation, molecular function: actin filament binding; phosphatidylinositol-4,5-bisphosphate binding. The annotation marks the transcript as partial. The transcript is spliced from 10 exons. The record is from RefSeq and is a predicted model, not a curated record.